Mytilinidion resinicola is the source of this 2211-nucleotide messenger RNA. RefSeq lists its product as uncharacterized. The record is from RefSeq and is a predicted model, not a curated record. The coding region runs from base 1 to 2211 and encodes 736 amino acids. Gene Ontology annotation, cellular component: histone deacetylase complex. NCBI's taxonomy places the organism in Eukaryota, Fungi, Ascomycota, Dothideomycetes, Mytilinidiales, Mytilinidiaceae. Gene Ontology annotation, biological process: chromatin organization. The transcript has 8 exons. Gene Ontology annotation, molecular function: histone deacetylase activity.
AUGGAAGUUCAAGUGCUUGUCAAUGCCCCGCCGCCACCGCGAUCCUCCGCUUUGCCACGAUCAACUCUUCGGUCGGGUCUAGUCUUUGAUGCUCGCAUGAAGUUACACAUGGAACCAGAAUCAAAUGAUCAUCCCGAGAAGCCCAAGCGAAUCCAAGCCAUCUGGGACACUCUAUACAGGGCUGGCCUGGUGCAGCAAUGGGAAGACAUGGUUGAGGACCCAGACAAGCUCUGGAAUAUUGAAGCUAGACAUGCUGAAAAAGGGGAGGUAACUAUGGUGCAUUCUAAGGAACACUGGAAGUUUGUCAGAAGCUUACCAGGCAGAGAGCUGAAGGAGUUGACAGAAAUGGGUUCGGAGCGUGACUCCAUAUAUUUCAAUGCACAGACCCCUGACUCCGCCACUAUCGCCGCUGGUGGCGCUAUCGAAGCGUGCAAAUUAGUUGCUCUCGAUAAACUCAAGAAUGCAAUUGCGUUGAUUCGGCCUCCAGGUCAUCACGCAGAGCGAGCUGAACCAUCGGGCUUCUGCAUCUUCAACAACGUUGCUAUCGCUGCCAAAGUGUGCCAGGCGCAACUUCCUGAGAUAUGCCGCAAGGUAAUGGUUCUGGACUGGGACGUUCAUCAUGGCAAUGGCAUUCAGCAUGCCUUCUACAACAAUCCAAAUGUCCUUUACAUAUCGUUGCAUGUCUACAAGAACGGCACGUUCUACCCCAAUGGACCGGAUGGUGAUCACCUUCAUUGCGGAGAGGGCCCUGGCGAAGGCAAGAACGUGAAUAUCCCUUGGAUCGACCACGGCAUGGGCGACUAUGAUUACCUCUACGCAUUUGAAGAAAUCGUCAUACCGAUAGCCAGAGAAUUCAAUCCAGACUUAGUUAUAGUGGCUGCUGGGUUUGACGCGGCAGAGGGGGAUGAGCUCGGGGGUUGCCACGUAUCCCCGCCCGGAUACGCGCAUAUGACGCACAAAUUGAUGGAGUUAGCACAGGGCAGACUAGCCGUGUGCCUAGAGGGUGGUUACAACCUCGAUUCAAUCUCGAAAUCUGCUUUGGCAGUGACGAAAACUCUUAUGGGAGAACCGCCAGAUCGCCUUCCUGGACAGGACGCGGAUGCACUUGAUUCAAAAGUAUCCAAGCUGGGCGCCGCCACUGUGGAACUGGUCAAGAAACAGCAAGCAAAAUGGUGGCAUUGCAUGCGUCAAAAGCAACCACCUGGACCAAGACUAACCCCACAGAGUGUCCAAAUGCACGACCUUGUCAAAUCAUGGCGAAACAUGUUGUUUGACAGGGAUUAUGGUAUGCAAACAAUGACCAUUGAUCGGAACGUCCUCCACGAGUGUUUCGAAGACAACGUGCUAGUCUCGGACAACUUCUUUGAGGCAGGCUCAAGGCCUCUCUUAGUCAUUUUCCACGAUCCACCAGACUACGAUGUCGUCAACGACCCAACGAAUGAAAUUCUCCAAAAUGAACUGCACAAUUCUUGGCUGACUGAUGGUACUAAGACAUAUGUCGACUGGGCCUAUAAUCACGACUUCGCUAUUGUCGACAUCAACAUCCCAAAGGUAAUGGAAGAUUGGCCGGUAGAUAGGGGCGACUAUCAACCAGCUCGGCCGCUAGAGGACCGAGUGAUCGCGACACGUGAGAUCGCUAAGUACAUGUGGGAGAACUUUAUCGAGAUAGGAGAUUUUAGUGAUGUCUUCCUGAUGGGAGUGGGAGAUGCGUCGUCGGGGCUGGUCGAGUUCCUUGGUGCCCAAGUCAACGCAGACGAGAGUCCCCUCCGUCACAUCUUCACCUUUCUAGCCGAAAGCCCUCUCCGCUCCAUCAAACGAGCAACAGACGACUACAUCGGCAUAUGGUACUACCAACACUCCCACGUCUACAUCAACCACCAGCACCACGUCUGGCAAUACCAACGCCUCCGCAAACUGCGCAAGAAGUACGGCAAGACGAUCCAAUCCGAGUACGAGACCAUCGGCCAGAUGCUCGAGGAGGCCAAAGACAACGUCAUCCGGAUUCUGCUCGAGGAAACGGAGGACUGGCGCGCAGAGCAUGCAGAGCAGAAGCAGAAGUUGAAGUCAGCGCCGUCAGCGCUGAAGCUGGAGGAGCGGGACAUGCGGGCGAGCAGCGCGCCGAACGCGCUGAGGAGCCCUAGCGGGAUGCCGCCGAUCGGGAUGUUCUCAGUGACGAGCCCGAGCCCGAGGAGUCCGGCGAAGAGGUCGUGA